Molecule: messenger RNA, 630 nt
Organism: Besnoitia besnoiti
Lineage: Eukaryota; Apicomplexa; Conoidasida; Eucoccidiorida; Sarcocystidae
Exons: 1
Coding region: 1-630 (209 amino acids)
Source: RefSeq, a predicted model, not a curated record
AUGGGGGCAACUUUGGGAAGCCUAUGCAGUUCAACGGGUGUUUUACUCUCGUCGCCAGGGCCUUUCGCGCCCUGGUGUGUGCAACAGAGCCAGAGAAGGGAAAGCCACGAGCGAGCAAACCAGCACUACAAAGUCCGGAGUUCGGGGAAUGAGGCAGCUCAACACAAGGGCGGAGACUAUGCUUCUCAUAGUUCGUCCACUCUAACCAACGAGAGCAUGUCAGGAGUUACCGGUGGAAUGCCUGGACAUGUACGUGGGAGAACUAAAGAACCACGAGGGCAGCAACAGUGGGAGAAGACCGUUGCUAGAGGCGCAAGAACGCGAGCACGCGGGACGAAGGCGGCUCCGGCUGAAGAAUUAGAGGAAGAGCGUUGCAAACAGAGGAAUCCUGAAAACCAGGAGGCAGGACGAUGGAGUCACAGACCGCCGGGGAAUGGAACCUGCGCUGGGCUAGACCUGCUUCCCGAGAUGGAUUUCCGUCACGAGGGCGAGCAAGCAAGGAUGGCGACUAAUGUGCCGUCGUACUUUGUCAAAGAUAUGUUGGAGACGAGGAGAAUGAAGAAGACCGCCAUCGUCGAGAUCCGUCCUCCUCACAAAUUCUCCUCGGGUCAGCGCACCUGCAAACACUAA